AAAAAAAAAGAAAAAAAGCAAGUUCAUAAAUAACAUUAUUAAUUAUCAUGCAUGUCCAGAACAAGGUCGCCAUUAUCACUGGUGCAUCCUCAGGUCUCGGUAAAGCCCUUGCGGAGCGCCUUUGCCAUGGUUAUCUCGGAGACAUUGACAAGAAUGAAGGUCUGCGCCUUGCUGGACGAAUUGAACCAUGCAAGGAGAAACCUGUAGCACAUUUUAUUCAAUGUGAUGUGACCAACUAUGCUCAACAGGCAGAGCUUUUUCAAGCAGCAUUCCAUCAUUUUUGGAAGUGUCGACAUUGUUCCGUGAUCGAGGGAACUCGUCUGGGUAUUGAGGCCCUUCAAAAACAACUCCAAAAGGAAGGCUCUAAAUUUGAAGGAGGGGUUAUCAUCAAUACGGCUUCUUUGGCUGGAUUGUAUCCUCAGCCCCGAACCCCUGUGUAUGCGGCUGCUAAAUUCGGAGUCAUCGGCUUCACUCGGUCGUUCAAACAAUUUAAGGAAAAGCGGAUUCGUGUCAUGCUCUUCGCACCAACAAAGAUCAUUGAACCUAUCAAGGAGGAUGUGAUGAAGAUGGGUCCUUUGGUCUCAGUUGAAAUGGUGACGGAUGCGUUCAUGUUGUUGAUUGAGGACGACUCAUGCAGAGGCGACAUUGCAAGGAUUACGCCCAGUAUGACUGUUGGUGGUGAUAAGAAGGCCAAGCUGUAGAAAAAACAUUAAAUGAUAUUGAAGAAUAAAGCAAUUUAGUCAAAAUGGCAAC
Molecule: messenger RNA, 753 nt
Organism: Lobosporangium transversale
Lineage: Eukaryota; Fungi; Mortierellomycota; Mortierellomycetes; Mortierellales; Mortierellaceae
Exons: 7
Coding region: 48-701 (217 amino acids)
Cellular component (GO): cytoplasm
Molecular function (GO): oxidoreductase activity, acting on the CH-OH group of donors, NAD or NADP as acceptor
Source: RefSeq, a predicted model, not a curated record